AUGGAUCAACUGAAAUUAACUUCUACCAACUUGAGAACAUUUCCUGACUUCUUGAGAAAUCAAUACAGAUUAUCCUACUUAGACCUUUCAGGGAACCAAAUUCAUGGUGAGGUGCCAAACUGGAUUUGGAGGCUCAAUCUUCUUGAAGACUUAAACAUUUCAGGCAACUCCCUGGUAAGUUUAGAAGGUCCUUUACCAAACCUCACUUCUGCUCUAAGCUUGCUUGAACUUCAUUCCAACCAGCUUCAGGGACAAAUCCCAAUUUUAUGGACACAUCGGAUGGCUGGAGACCCAUGGCACCUGGCCAAUGCUUCAAAUCAUAGACUUAGCUCACAACAAUUUCAAUGGGGAAAUACCAGGAAGAUCUUUGAGAACAUGGCAGGCAAUGCUGGCAAACCAAGUGGACAAAUACCUGAGGAGAUAGGAGGAUUCAAAUCAUUGUACAUCCUCAACUUGUCCAACAAUGCUUUCACAGGUGCAAUCCCACCAUCGUUAAGUAACAUGCGAAAAUUUGAGUCAUCAGAUCUCUCAGUGAACAGCCUGAGCGGGCAAAUUCCAGCAGAGUUUGCAAAGUUCACUUUCCUCUCGUUCUUGAAUCUCUCAAGCAAUCACUUGGUUGUCAGGAUCCCACACAGCACUCAGUUUUCAACAUUGCCAAAAUCUUCCUUCGAGGGAAACAAGGAUUUACGGGGGCCUCCUUUGACAGCAGAUGACAUAGCUGCAGGGUUUUCACCACCGCUAAUGUCCAAUGGAAGGCGUGUUCCAAAUUCUGUCCAUGAUCAGAUUGAUUGGGAUGUUCUAAGUGUUGAAAUUGGAUAUAUAGUUGGCCUUGGAGUUGCCAUUGGGUGCCUUGUGUUUUGCAAGGGACUGGUAUUUCAAAGCUGGGGAGGGCAUUGUAAUAGAAGGAGAAGACUUUGA
Molecule: messenger RNA, 918 nt
Organism: Prunus mume (Japanese apricot)
Lineage: Eukaryota; Viridiplantae; Streptophyta; Magnoliopsida; Rosales; Rosaceae
Source: RefSeq, a predicted model, not a curated record